Molecule: messenger RNA, 641 nt
Organism: Paramecium sonneborni
Lineage: Eukaryota; Ciliophora; Oligohymenophorea; Peniculida; Parameciidae
Source: the annotation of a GenBank genome assembly
AUGAGUUCUGAAAUAAAUAUUAGACAACUGUUAUAUUUUAAAUCUUAAGAUUCUAGUAUCUACAAUAUUUAUAUAGAUACUCCUUUAUAAACAUAGAGAGCUGUUAAAACAACUUAACAUAAAUUAAACAGAUUUAGAUCAACAGGCUUAAGUGAUUUCAGAUUCUCAACAAUCCAUAGUUAAACACCUGUUGUAAAUAAUUUGAGAUAUGGUUUUAAUGUAGAUGAUCAUUAAAAUAAGAAUUCUUAAAUACAUUUCUUAGAAGUUUAUGAUCAUCCUACAAAACAUGUCAAUGUAAUACUAUAUUAAUCUAGAGUUAUAUUAAUGAAAGUAAAAAGAAUAUAGCUUAAUUAAAAGACUAAGCUAAUUAAAUUAGAUUAGAAAUGUCUUCUUUAAGUUAAAGAUAUGAAUAAGAAUUAAAAAAUAUAGAAAUACAUUUUAGAGAUAAUCUAAAAAAAAAGUAUCGUAAUCUUAAAGAGGAUAAUGUUAUGUUUAUGGAAGAACAAUAUAAAUUAACAAAAGAAUAUAUGUAAUUAUUGAAGGCAAAAAUGAAUAUGGAAGAAAAACAAAAAUUACUAAUGAAUCGUGUUGGUUUAUUAGAGAAAACAUUGUAAGGAGUAACACUAGAAUUAUAAUCAUGA